AUGACGGAACGUCCUAUUGAGACCAUCCUUCAGUAUCAUUUCUCCAACUAUGAAUUGCUUGAAGAAGCAUUACUCGCUGCGGGGGCGGCAGCUUCAAGCAAAGACAUAGAAGGUGACGUGCAAGGCAAUAAGCGCCUAGCUCUAUUAGGAGAUUCAGUCAUACAAGAGGCUGUUCUAGAGCCCUGGUACAACUCUGAGGAAAGUACUGCUGAGGGUCACGAUAGAGUAAAAAAUCUAUGCAGGAAUACAAAACUGAGUCAAGUAGCUCAGAGAAGCAAAAUAUCGACUUAUGUUACUAAAAACCCAUGUCAAGAAGGUCAGGUGCCGCAAGAGACUGCUGCGUCAACAAUUGAGGCGUUGGUUGGAGCUAUUUAUCUAGACAGUGGAAAGGACAUGUCGACAGUCAAGAAAGUCCUUAAGGCAAUCGGGUUUUUUGAAGUGUGA
Messenger RNA from Bipolaris oryzae ATCC 44560, 444 nucleotides. RefSeq lists its product as uncharacterized. The transcript has 2 exons. Gene Ontology annotation, biological process: RNA processing. Gene Ontology annotation, molecular function: ribonuclease III activity. Bases 1 to 444 code for a protein of 147 amino acids. The record is from RefSeq and is a predicted model, not a curated record. NCBI's taxonomy places the organism in Eukaryota, Fungi, Ascomycota, Dothideomycetes, Pleosporales, Pleosporaceae.